AUCUUUCACAACGUGGUUGAAGUUCUUUUCUUCGAUUCAUCGGAAAGUGUUGUUGAGGUUCUCGACCGAUCCACGGUUUUUUUUUUGUAUUUCUGCUAAUCUGCGACUAGUAAAUUAACAAAAAUGGUUGCUCAAAAGAAACAGAAAAAGGCAAUUGAGAGUAUAAACAGUCGUUUGGCUUUGGUAAUGAAAUCUGGAAAAUACUGUCUAGGUUACAAGCAGACACUUAAGACCUUAAGACAAGGUAAAUCGAAACUUAUCAUCAUUUCUAACAACACACCUCCACUUAGAAAAUCAGAAAUUGAAUAUUACGCCAUGUUAGCCAAAACUGGAGUACAUCACUAUUCUGGUAACAACGUCGAGUUAGGAACGGCUUGUGGAAAAUACUUCAGGGUGUGUGCUAUGUCUAUCACCGAUCCAGGAGACAGUGAUAUCAUUAGGUCCAUGCCAGCAUCAGAAGGAGGUGAAAAAUAGACUAUGUCGAAUUAUUUUAAGCAUACAAAAUAUUUUGAAUAAAUUGUGAACCUUAA
Messenger RNA from Diorhabda carinulata, 530 nucleotides. RefSeq names its product 60S ribosomal protein L30 (gene RpL30). The coding region runs from base 124 to 474 and encodes 116 amino acids. Gene Ontology annotation, cellular component: cytosolic large ribosomal subunit. NCBI's taxonomy places the organism in Eukaryota, Metazoa, Arthropoda, Insecta, Coleoptera, Chrysomelidae. Gene Ontology annotation, molecular function: structural constituent of ribosome; RNA binding. The record is from RefSeq and is a predicted model, not a curated record. The transcript has a single exon.